AAGAGUCGGACGGCUUUUCAAACCUUAUCGUCUAUAUAGCGCGCGCGAAUCUCGCGGUUUUCAAAUGUAACAAGCAGCAUUGUCUGCACAGGUGAACGCAACCAUUUUUUGUUGUUUUGUUUGGUGCCUGGUUUGUUUUGAGGUCUCAACUCAGCACACCGCACAUUAGCGAAUCGUGAAUUACAUCAGCUGUUGAUUCGUGGCCCUCAUAAACUACGAGAAAAAGACGAAGUUUCUGGAGCAACAUUUGGUGCGGCUUAUCAAUAAUUCAAACCGAGAAGCAGAAGUUUGAACCUUGACAUAAGCGGAAAAGAAUCAAUUCCAGUGUUGGUUAGAACGUGUGACCCGAGUGGUGUAUAGUACAGAAACUCCUUCUGCAAACUGCAGCAGAAGUGCCUCAGCUGGCACGUACAAGUGAAAGUGAAUCGCAAACUUUGCCGCAUGAUUUGACGUGAAAAAAAACGGAUCGUACGGUGAUUGAAGUGCCAGAGCGAAGAUAUAUUCACCAAAAAGGAGGUGGUAGUGCAGUGAACGCCUUCGAAGUGGUAGUGGAUCGAAGAUCUGAGAAGAUUCGGUUUCACUAAAGCCAAGAAACUUACCGUCCGAAAAUGAGUACCGGUGGUGGUGGUGGAGGCGGAGGCGGUGGCAGUGGAUCCGGCCCCAUGGGUCGAAUCGUCGACAAGAUCAAGCGUACGAUGACCAACGAAGGAGGAGAUGAGAUCCGUGACCCGCUGCAGUACGGCUAUCAGCGUGUUAAUACGGCUGAAGGCUCACUAUCGACAUCCACGACAGCAACCAGCUUGGACACGAUCGUGCUCGAUACCAACGCGGAAGACCUGGCCAGUGUGCCAGCGCGCGGUCUUGCAGCACAUCAACCGCAAAGAACUUUCAGCCCAAUACUCGAGACGGACGAUACGAAUCCGUUUCUGGAGGCAGGUGAAAAAACCAAAUCCAAAUCUUCGCUCAAGAGUUCGCGUGUAUCGUUCGACCAGGAAGAGGACCGGUUCGAUGAGGAUGAAAACAGUUUCCGUAAGCAGCGGGAACACUUUCAGAAGCACAAAAGCCACAGUACAUCGGAGCAUAAGACACAGUUAAUCAAGGAACUGCGACACCUGCUAGCGACCGAUAACAGAAGACAGUUCCAAGGCAAGAAGCAUGUAUCGCUCGAUGUGAAAAGUGCGAAGGUGCUCGAGCAGCUCCUUAAGGCUUCCUCGUCGUCGGACGACUUCGAGGGGCAAAGGAAAGAGUUCCAGGAGCGCAAACACAAGAGUCUCGAUGCGCGACACAUUUCGUUCAAGUUCGACAAGGAACCGUCCCCGUCCAGCAGCGAGGAAGACUUUGAACCCUCCACCAGUCUGCUGAGCAUUGAUGCCGACAUUACCAAGCCCGUCAUCAUUGACCUGAAGGAUCUAGAUUCGAGCGACGAGGAGGACUACAUCAGCUCACGCAAACAUUUCCAACAGUCCAAGUCAAUGAGUACCGAUUCACGGAAAAGCAUUCGCUUUCUCGAGAUGGAAAUGGGUACGAAGGAGGAAAACAUGCGCACCGCUGUACCGUUCGUGCGACAGAUCACCGAGGAAGGCAAACCAAAGCUAGAGGUGUAUCGGCCAACCACAAAUCCCAUCUAUAUCUGGACACAGGUACUUGCUGCCCUUUCGGUGUCACUCGGAUCUAUGGUGGUUGGAUUUUCGUCCGCCUACACCUCACCUGCGCUGGUAUCGAUGAAAGAUCGCAACAUUACCUCAUUCGAAGUAACGGAACAAUCGGGCUCUUGGGUCGGUGGUAUUAUGCCUCUUGCCGGUCUGGCCGGUGGUAUUCUCGGUGGACCGAUGAUUGAGUAUCUUGGACGCAAGAACACCAUCCUGGCGACGGCAACACCCUUCAUCAUAUCCUGGCUACUGAUCGGGUGUGCCACCCAUGUAGCAAUGGUACUCGUCGGUCGUGCACUGUCCGGUUUGUGCGUGGGUAUUGCUUCACUCUCUUUGCCGGUCUAUCUCGGUGAAACGGUUCAACCGGAGGUGCGCGGUACACUCGGUUUGCUUCCGACCGCGUUCGGUAACAUUGGCAUCCUGCUCUGUUUCGUCGCCGGCAAGUACCUGGACUGGUCCGGUUUGGCGUUUCUCGGUGCGACCCUACCGGUUCCAUUCCUCAUACUGAUGUUCCUUAUCCCGGAGACGCCACGCUGGUAUGUGUCGCGCAACCGGGAAGAACGUGCCCGUAAAGCCCUGCAGUGGCUGCGCGGCCGGAAAGCGGAUGUCGAGCCAGAGCUGAAGGGUAUCUCGAAGUCGCACCAGGAAGCGGAACGACACGCGUCCAAGAGCGCCAUGCUGGAUCUGUUGAAAAAGUCCAACCUGAAGCCGCUGCUGAUCUCGCUCGGUUUGAUGUUCUUCCAGCAGCUGUCCGGUAUUAAUGCGGUCAUCUUCUACACGGUGCAGAUCUUCCAGAGCGCGGGUUCGACGAUCGACGAGAAGCUGUGCACGAUCAUUGUCGGUGUGGUGAACUUCAUAGCGACGUUCAUCGCGACGGUACUGAUCGAUCGGCUCGGCCGUAAGAUACUGCUGUACAUCUCAGACGUGGCAAUGAUCAUCACGCUCAUGACGCUGGGUACGUUCUUCUACAUGAAAAACAAUGGCGAAGAUGUGUCCAACAUUGGUUGGUUGCCGUUGGCUGCGUUCGUUGUGUUUGUCGUCGGUUUCUCGCUCGGAUUCGGUCCAAUCCCGUGGCUGAUGAUGGGUGAGAUUCUCCCGGGCAAGAUUCGCGGUUCGGCCGCUUCCGUUGCGACCGCAUUCAACUGGAGCUGCACGUUCGUGGUGACGAAAACGUUUGCCGACAUUACCGCUUCCAUCGGUAAUCAUGGUGCGUUCUGGAUGUUCGGUUCGAUCUGUGUCAUCGGUCUUUUCUUUGUCAUCGUGUACGUGCCGGAAACGCAAGGAAAAUCCCUUGAGGACAUCGAGCGCAAGAUGAUGGGUCGCGUGCGGCGUAUGAGCUCCGUCGCCAACAUUAAGCCACUGUCGUUCAACAUGUAAAUGGACACACCUGUGCGUGUUGGGAAUGCGCUUAGUUUACUGGUACUCGAUCGCGCAUGCCAUAAGCGAAACACAGCUGAUGCUGGUUGCGCGUGAACCGGUGUUUGUGUAAUGUUUGCACACCAGACACAUAGGAGGGAAAGCAGCAUACAAGUACUAGAAUGUGAUAUGAUCCAAUAGAUUUGGUUUUUGCCAUCCGUGGCAGAUUUUACUCGAUUUCGUUUGUAGGUUUUAGAAGCAUCCACAAUCUUCUUUUUCGUUACACAAAAAAAAACAAAACGUUCCUCCCUGAUUUCGGUUUCUCCUAGUAUAUGUGUGGAGCUUCAUAUUUAAACCAAAAAAAAAAGGAAUACGCAGAUUUGAAGGACACUAACUAGUAGCAUGAUAUGUUCCAAUCAAAUUGGAUACGUUUAUAUAGAUGCUUACAGUGGGGAUGCUAUUAUAAAUCGUGUAAUGGAUAAUCCAUUAAAGUGCGAUAAAUGCAGGAAACGAACCUCUCAAUCGGGCAUUCAAUGAUCAAGUAUAGUGGCCGGCACAGCUGGAUAAAAUUGCCAGCAGGGAUGCAAAACGUUUUAAAACGCAGAAAUAGUGGUAGUAGUAGUAGUACCUCAUAUGUAAUGCAUGUUCCACCUGCAUUGGCGGUGCUUCUAAAGUAAUUUUAUAACAUUGAUGAUAAGUUUAACGAUCACAAUACACAAUCUGCACAUCCACGCUUGGCAGAAAACACACUUUAGUCUAGAUUAGAGAGCUGUGACACUUUGUUUCUUGCUUGCAUGUCCUCUUCGAGCGGGCAGCGAAACAUUUACUCACAGAGGAACGACAGGGUUUUUGUUUUUAGUUGUUUUAGAUACAUUUAUGGUUUAGUUUUGAAGAAUAUUUCCUUCUUUUCUGAGGUAGUGAAUGUAACGAUAGUAGAUGAACGUCUAACGACGUAUAUAUAUAAUUAGGAAGUACUUCAUAUCCCGGUGUGAACCGAACUGAACCUUCCCGAAAAACGAAUGUAUAUAGUAUACCGAGACAACAUAACUGGUAAUGAAAUGAAAAUUGUAAAACACAAAGCCACAACCAUUUUAUGCAGCAGGAUACAUUAUAUAGCAUGACACAACAAUUGGACCAGAAAAACACGGGUUUAUGCCGCGAAUUGGUUCACUCUAGUGGAACUGAACGAAAAUGGGAGAUAAAUUGUACGAAUCUCAUUAUUGGAAUGGUUUUCUUCGAGAAUGUUACAUUACAGCGGAUGGACCUGUCCAUUCUACCGUUCUUCAUUGUAUUUUUUGUGGUUAAAAUUAUACUGACACUGAGGUUCCUUUUACGAGAGCAGGGAUGUUAAUAAUAUUUAUUGAAAAUGCAUCAACAAUCCGAUUAGUUUAUAUUUUAGUGUUUUGUUUCCCUGAGAUUAGCUACGCAUCGUGUAUAGAAUUCCGAUAUGAACAAAAAGGAAACAAACAAUUUUAUGAAAACGGAUUGAAUCACAACAAUCUUUAGGUGACUUUUUUGGUGUACGAUCACCAACAGAUAUGGCUCGGUUUUGAAACCGGAGUUGAAGAGGAUGUCGCAGAAAAGAUAAUUGUUUUUUUCAGUUUUUUUUAUAAGAUGCAUAUUAGAGAUAAUACACCGCAUAUUUUUGUAACCGAACUGAACAAAGAAAAAUAAUAAAAUAGUUAUCAAAGUAGAUAA
This is a messenger RNA of Anopheles funestus (African malaria mosquito), 4703 nucleotides long. It is a transcript of the gene Tret1-1, whose product is annotated as facilitated trehalose transporter Tret1. The coding region runs from base 609 to 3026 and encodes 805 amino acids. Gene Ontology annotation, biological process: carbohydrate transport; transmembrane transport. Lineage: Eukaryota; Metazoa; Arthropoda; Insecta; Diptera; Culicidae. The record is from RefSeq and is a predicted model, not a curated record. Gene Ontology annotation, molecular function: sugar transmembrane transporter activity. Gene Ontology annotation, cellular component: membrane. The transcript has 8 exons.